AUGUUGUCUAUCCCAAUUGGCAUGAUUUUCAUCCCCAUCUUGUCCAUUAUUUACUUGUUCACAGGAUAUUAUAAGAUUGAACAAUUUUUGGACACACCAAUUAUGCGAUUUCUUAGCUAUACGACGUCCUAUGUUUCUUUCCUCCUGUUAAUGGUCAACUCAAAACUGACGAUGACUCGCCAAUGGUCACAAAUUGCUUGCAGUGAAAUUGAACUGACAACCAUCAUCUUCAUUACAAUCGUCUUUCUCUGGCUUAUUGGAAUGAUUUGGGAAGAAACGAAACAGUUGUACGAAGCCGGAGCGGUCAAUUAUUUCUCGUCUAUUUGGAACAUAGUGGAUUCUUGUAUGCUCAGUCUCCUACUCUGUUCUGCUAUCCUUGACUUAGUGGUGGGCUUAAAACUGAAAAUUAUCGUUCAAGAAAGACAUACGACAGUCAUCAAUGCAGUCAACGUGACCUAUAGCCUUCCAAUUUGUGACUACAAUCCAUAUUCAGGAAUAGGGGCUUUUUGCAAUAUACAUCGUGAUUAUGAUUUUAUCGUUGAAUGGAACCCUGUAUGGAUUCCGGAUCCAGAAAUGUUAUCUGAUAUUUGCUUCUCCAUUGGUAUAGUGUUGUCCGUGUCGAGAAUUGCGUUUCUUAUGCCUUGUAACGAAACCUUCGGGACAAUGUUGGUCUCUUUCUACCGUACCUUGAUGGACUUGUUUAAACUCUGCGGUAUGUUUGGUUUGGUGAUCCUGGCUUUUACUUGCGGCAUCGCCGCUCUCUACGACGCCAUGCAAUGCCAGUCAGAAGCUUUCGGAAGUCCUGGUGGAACUAUGGGAUAUCUCGUCUGGGGUAUGUUUGGGAUGGGAGAGUCCAAUGCACCAGAUCUGAAAGACAACGGAGCCCCACUUCAUUCCAUAGUCAACAAUAUGGAAGCAAAAAAAGACACAAUCGUCGCGUUUGGUUACGCUUUAUACGGAACAUUCAUUUUUGCUUCUACAAUCGUCCUGAUGAAUCUUCUUAUUGCUGUCAUGGCGAACACUUUUCAGGAGAUCCAGGACGAGCAAGAAAGCGAAUGGAAAUUUUCUCGCACCGAACUCUGGUUGACGUUCAUCGAAGGUGGCUGUCCACUGCCCCCACCUUUCAACAUCCUCCCCGGCGCCAAACAAGUAAAGACAAUUUGUCACAAAAUUUUCAAAUUCUGUUACGAUAACUGCCCUAAAGAUAAAGAUGUCUCUGUUAUAAUGGACAAUACGGAUGAUGUUAAAAGGAUGGAUGACAAUGAAUCAUUGAAUUACGUCGAGAGAAAGCACGUUUUAACAGCGUUGGUGCGUCGAUAUAUUGUGCAAUCGACAAAGGAGAAACUCGAAGACAAUGAAGCUGGCUCCGAUGAUGUGAUGAGGCGGCUGAUCGAAAACAUGGGGUCGAAACUGGUGAAGAAGAUUGAAGAGUUGCGGAACAACAUUAACGCAGUCGAAGGAGAUGUAAACAACGUGAACUCUCGAGAAGUGGAGAUCAGGAAGGUGCAAGAGGAACAAACAAAGUUGGCUGAGUCUCAAAUCCAAAUGGCAAAGCAAAUCCAGAUUCAGAUUGAUCAAUUGGCUAUUGUGGUGAAAAAAGCCCUAGAGCCAUCCGCUCCGGUGGCGGCAGAAUCAGAUGAUAACUUUAUACCCAAGACAAAAAUAUAG
Molecule: messenger RNA, 1668 nt
Organism: Acanthosepion pharaonis
Lineage: Eukaryota; Metazoa; Mollusca; Cephalopoda; Sepiida; Sepiidae
Source: the annotation of a GenBank genome assembly